This is a messenger RNA of Thecamonas trahens ATCC 50062, 1022 nucleotides long. RefSeq lists its product as uncharacterized. NCBI's taxonomy places the organism in Eukaryota, Apusomonadida, Apusomonadidae. Gene Ontology annotation, biological process: mitochondrial respiratory chain complex IV assembly. The transcript has 2 exons. Bases 321 to 611 code for a protein of 96 amino acids. Gene Ontology annotation, cellular component: mitochondrial inner membrane. The record is from RefSeq and is a predicted model, not a curated record.
GCUCCCGCUCCGGCUCGCGACCAACCACUGCUUUACUCGGGCGUCAGCCGACCUUGAUCCACCGCACCGCAUCCGUGUCUGGUCGACGAUCGAGGCCACCCGCUGGCUCGUCACCGCCUCGGACGCCGAGUACCUCGAGCUGGCCCAGGCCGCCUGCGACAAGUACGCUCGCUCUGCAACCUCGCUCGGCGCUAAGGAGUUUGUCCCCGAACUGGUCCGGUGCGCGUCAUUUCCGGCAGAACGACAUUCGGCGGUAUUCGAUGCCGUGACCGCCACCAAUAGCCGAGCCACCCAACUCGGCGCAAGAGAGCAAGAACAACAUGGACGACUACCUUCGUGAAGAUACGCUUGACAACAAGACGACGCCGUUCUGGACGCCCCUCAAGACCGUGGGCGCACUCUGGCUUGCCACCCUCGGAGGCACCCUCGCCUAUCAGUUCCGCAACAACUCGCUCAAGCUCUCCCAGCGGGUUGUUCAAGCUCGUGUCGGGGCUCAAGCUGUGACUCUUGGCGCUCUCAUUGCAUCGGCCGUUGUUACUGUCGCCACAGAGUCGGCCGCUGCCUCACCGGCUCGCGGCCCGGUCUUCCCCUCGGAGUCAUCCAAGCACUGAUGAUGCGUGCUGCAUUGCUCAUCGUCGUCGUUGUCGUCAUCGUUGGCAUUGUCGGCUUUGUCAGCAUUGUCGGCAUCGCCGCCCGUCACCACUGACAUCAUAGUUCAGAGGGAAUGUCGCUGUUGCGACUCAUGCCCUUGUCUAUCCGCCGGCAUCCAGCGCUGCGUCGUCCAGCGCUGUGGCGUCGUGCUUGACGGCGUGAGAGACCGCAUCGCGGUGGAUCAUCCACGUGGCGUUGGCCUUGGACCUGGCGACCAAGUCUCCGUUCGGAAUAUCGUUGGAGAGAGCACGCGCCUCGGCAGCCUGCUCGUCCAGACCGUAUGUGCGCCAUCGCUGCAGCAGCGCAUCGACUAGGAUCUCGCGCUGCGCAUCGACAUAGAGAGAGGCGGUAAAGUUGCGCGCCACGUCUGA